UCGAGACAACAACAAAAGCGAAUGGAAUAACAGCCGAAAUAAAUAAUCGCAUAUUAAGCAACACUUUUUUCAUUUGUGUUUUGCUUAACAGCUAAAAAGCAGGCGGCGUUCUCAUAUUCGAGCGUGUUGUGUGUGCGAGUGCAAGUGUGCGUUUGUAUGAUGUUUAUAGACUUUUGUGAGGCGACAACUGCCAUAUAAUAGUAAUAAUAAUAAUCGUAAUAGUAAUGGCCAAGGCAGAAUAAUAAUAAUAACAAUAAUAAGAGUAUUUUGUAUUGUUGAAAAUUAAAAAAGUAAACGCGAGGCUAUGACCAAAUUGUGCCGUUGUAGAUAUAUAUAACAUAUAUAUAGCAUGCAGAGAUAGGAGAGGAGAGAGGAAAGGAGAGAUUCAAUAAAUCGCGCAACACAGCACUUUUCGGGCUAAAGUCAAGUCCACACACAAAUGGCAAACACAGCCCGGCGCUGUCGUCAUCUCUGCCGCCGUCUGCGUCUCAAUCAUCAGCUGCCGCAGUUGCAGUUGCAGUUGCCACUGCCACCACCACCCCUUAGGAGCUGCGACAGCUGUGCCCCGCUGUAGGCCAGUCGCACAAUGCCAAGUGCCUACUACCAACCACUCGAGCCGCAAGCAUCCGACGACAACGACGAACGCUGGGCAAUUGAAGACGACGACGAGCAGUCGAGCGGCCGGAGCGGGCGGAGCAGCCAGUACCAGCACCUUCAUACACGCUGCUAUCCACAGCUGCUGGCCACAGGCGACCAGCUGCCGUCCAUGGGCAUGGCGCCACGACUGAGAGGUACAGGGACGUGCAAGCGGAGCUACUGCAUCAUGCUGCUGCUGAUUGUGGUCGGGGUCUGCUUCGUCGGCUACUUCUUUGUCAGUCCCCAAUCGACGGGCCGGGGCGACGACGGAGCGGAGGAUGCCAAUGGUAUCUAUGAGCUACACAACGGCAAAGAUAGUACAACUGGGAUCGCUCUGAAUGAACCACUGCACAUAUGCAGCGAAAGCCCUGAGGACCGUCGCGUCUAUAUACAAGAUAAGCCCCGUAGUGCCUACGCACAGCUGCCUGUGAUUUAUUUCGUAACACCCACAUAUCCCAGACGCGAGCAAAUACCGGAACUGAAGCGUCUGGCAUACACGCUGCUCCAUGUGCCUCGACUCUACUGGCUGGUGGCCAAUGAUCAAGAGAGAUGUGAUACGUUUCUGGACACACUGUUAAGUGGAUUUGGUAUUCCCUAUGCACAUAUGGCCAGUCCCAUGCCCAGUGAGUUUCGUAAGUCAAAGCCGGCGCCGCGGGGCGUGGCCAAUCGACGUGCAGCACUGCAAUGGCUGCAUCAACAAAACAUAACUAAUGGUGUACUGUAUUUUGGUGACGACGACAAUACUUAUGAUCUGAGACUUUUCUCGGAAAUAAGGCAGACACAGCGAGUCUCCAUGUUUCCUGUUGGACUGAUAGCGGAAUAUGCGGUCAGUGUGCCGGUAGUGCGGGAUGGUAAAGUAGUGGCCUUUCUGGACUCUUGGGUGGCGGGUCGGCGCUGGCCUGUUGAUAUGGCCGGAUUCGCAGUGAGCUUGGCCUACAUGUCGCAGUAUCCCAAUGUAAAUAUGCCCUACAAGCCGGGCUACGAGGAGGAUUUGUUUCUACGCAGCAUUGGAUUGCGUAUUGAUCAAAUUGAGCCCAAAGGCGCGAAUUGCACCGAAAUUCUUGUCUGGCAUACACAGACCAAAAACAAAAAGUCUGCCGUGGUGCGUUUGAACAGCGAAUUCUUAGAUGGGCGCUCCAACCUGGGCGCACUCUUUCGAUCGCUUAAACUGAUGGGUGUGGCAAGUGCCUCGGAUACUGAAGGUCCCGUUGCGAUGAUCAGCAAGAAUGGCAAGACUAAAUCACACUCAUACAUCCUGAGCUGAGUCUCAGUUCGAAUGAAGGCCAACUGUUCAACCGUCGUACUAUAGAAGUCUAAGAAUACUCUCAACAAAACAAAAUUUGUUGGAUUUCCUUGAAUGGAAACUCUAGAGUUUAUGAUUAUCUCAAAAGGCACAGCUUAUGAAAACCUGAUUUAAAUCUCUUUUGCAUGUUAAAUUAUGAUUAAUUACAAUAUGCCUAUCCUCAGUUCUCAUAUUUAUAUUAAUGUUAAAUACACAAAUUGUAGUAACAUUGUUAAUUAGUUUUAAUUAAUCGUAUAUGUUUGUAUUGUGAUAAGCUCGCUUAUGUUUAUCAAAAUUCCUUAUAGACUACGUCAUUUAAACAUAUAAGAAUAAAUGACAAUUUUUUAUGCCCAAUUUAGUUAGAUUUAUGAUCAUGUGACAGCUAGGUUGUAUAUGUAGCUUUAAAAGCUUUAAUUACAAAUAGGUAUUUUGCAAUGCGAAUUUCAUUUUCUCUGUAGCAAAUAUUCAUUUAGACUUGUUUUUAUAUAAUAUUUCAAAGAAGCUUAUAAUCGGAAAUUGUUUUUGAUGGGUACAAAAAAAUUGUCACUGUAAUUAUUAAGUAUUUAAGGCCUUUGCUGCUCAUUAUUGAAAACUUGUUUGAAAAGCUACUAUCAUAUCAUAGAUUUGGUUUUCAUUCUAAGGAAAAUUUAGUUCGUUUAUAAAUAAUAAUAGUAAAUAAUCAGUGUACACAACAACGAAUACUAGUAUAAACAAAAAAAUAUAUAUAUAUAUGGGUAUAUGUAUAUUGCAAAAUUACGCACAUAUCGUAAAUCCGCCAUCAGUUAUCCUGUUCAUACGUUUAAGCAUAGGAUUAUCUAAUAACAAAUAUCAGCUUUAAUUUAAUUAAUAGACAUCGCAUAAGCAUUAACAUUUGGCACACAAUAGAAUUUGGACUAAAAUCAGGGAACAUUGCUAAACAAGCGUUUCAAUAAUGAGCCAAGUAAAUGACAAAAAUGACACUACUUAUACUUAUAAAUAUGUUAAAAUAAAUACAAAUACAACAAACGAAGAAAUAUAU
Drosophila novamexicana is the source of this 2936-nucleotide messenger RNA. Its product is annotated as galactosylgalactosylxylosylprotein 3-beta-glucuronosyltransferase S. Gene Ontology annotation, molecular function: galactosylgalactosylxylosylprotein 3-beta-glucuronosyltransferase activity. Gene Ontology annotation, biological process: chondroitin sulfate proteoglycan biosynthetic process; carbohydrate metabolic process. The transcript has 5 exons. Gene Ontology annotation, cellular component: Golgi membrane. The coding region runs from base 587 to 1900 and encodes 437 amino acids. The record is from RefSeq and is a predicted model, not a curated record. NCBI's taxonomy places the organism in Eukaryota, Metazoa, Arthropoda, Insecta, Diptera, Drosophilidae.